AGCUACUCAAGGUUAAUUAUAAUUAUCGUUCAUCAAAGGCCAUGACUGGCUCUGGCUCUCCUUGUGGAGCUUGCAAGUUCUUAAGAAGAAAAUGUGUAAAAGGAUGUGUGUUUGCACCAUACUUUUGCCAUGAACAAGGAGCUUCCCAUUUUGCAGCCAUUCACCAAGUGUUUGGAGCCAGCAAUGCUUCUAAAGUUCUCUCUAAUCUUCCCAUGGAAGAUCGAUACGAAGCCGCCAUUACAAUCUAUUAUGAAGCCCAAGCUCGCCUCCAAGACCCCAUAUAUGGCUGCGUUUCUCAUAUCUUUUCCCUCCAACAACAAGUUGUGAAUUUACAAACACAGCUGGAGAUUUUAAAGCAACAAGCAGCACAAAGCAUGAUGGCAACUGAUUUUCCAUCCAUUGAAAACCCGAAUUACCAUCGAGACACUAAGCCUACUCACCUUCAAGAAUCACAAGAUCUGUAUCGCCCUCAUAAUAAUCAUCAUCAAGACGGAAGUAUGGAGACUGAGCGCUACUCCGAUCUUAAUUAUAUCAUGACGUCUUACUUUGAAUUAGAACAACACUUAAACACCUUUAACCCGCAUGAUCAUGGUGGCAAUGAUAUUCUAUCCUCGAGUUUUGGGUACAUCUCGUAUUCGUGA
Molecule: messenger RNA, 641 nt
Organism: Eutrema salsugineum
Lineage: Eukaryota; Viridiplantae; Streptophyta; Magnoliopsida; Brassicales; Brassicaceae
Product: LOB domain-containing protein 17
Exons: 2
Coding region: 42-641 (199 amino acids)
Biological process (GO): hormone-mediated signaling pathway; positive regulation of DNA-templated transcription
Cellular component (GO): nucleus
Source: RefSeq, a predicted model, not a curated record